AUGUGGAGCAGUUACGAGCUUCCAAACGAGCAAAAACCAGAGGUUUCACGGGAAAGGGAGAAUGAUUCCAAUAAUGCCGACUCGGAGAAUGAAGAGCCGUUGAUGGAACGUGGAAACUUUUUGAUACCAUCGGAGAGCAAAGCACCUCCACAACGUCCUGUUUCCAGUGCAGAUGAUCUUCAAGGAUUGAUGUACCGCAAGAUUUUACCGGCUUCAAGUCCGGAGCCUGUAUCUGACCAGCAUCGAGAUAUUCUGGAAGGGCAGGCGUCUACCACGAGUCAAAACUCACGAACCCCGUUGAAAGAAAGCAUGCAACAGGUUCUUGCUGCCACAAAUGAAAAGCGUUUGCGCCUCGAUGCGUAUGAUGGAGUCAUAUACUCGUCGCAAGCUGUGCGCGAUACAAUGUCUGCUAUCGAAGCUCUGAAGCGCGGCAAUUAUGAUCACGCUAUCAUUGCUCAGGCGACAGAGAGCAUGGACGCUAUCGUGCAGGUCUGGCUUCGAGAGCUGAACAAGGCCGGGCAAGCAAGAGUACCAUAG
Peronospora farinosa is the source of this 537-nucleotide messenger RNA. The record is from the annotation of a GenBank genome assembly. Lineage: Eukaryota; Oomycota; Peronosporomycetes; Peronosporales; Peronosporaceae.